Molecule: messenger RNA, 1309 nt
Organism: Paramacrobiotus metropolitanus
Lineage: Eukaryota; Metazoa; Tardigrada; Eutardigrada; Parachela; Macrobiotidae
Exons: 4
Coding region: 77-1168 (363 amino acids)
Source: RefSeq, a predicted model, not a curated record
UAUCCUGAAAAGGGAACGACAGACAGUGCGAGACUCGUUGCCCAAACUGUCUUUGUGUUUGCAGAAAAGCAACAGAAUGUCGAUCGCACGGAGUCCCAGCCAGCACUUGAACGAGAAACAGAGUGAAAAACUGUCGUUCUCCGACACGAACCCGCCUUCUCAUCGAACGAAUGAUGGCCGUGUUUCUCUGGGACACAAGUCCUCCGUGGAGGAUAACGCUCUUGCUGGACGUUUUUCAGGUGGAUACGCGGCUCUACAGGUUGGCAGUAUAGCAGAGGAUUUAGUGAAGGCCUUUCUUGAUGCCAACAGACGCGUACUGCUGAAGCCGAAUGGGAAGCAGCUGCUGGAUAAGUGUGAGGGAUACCGCGUGGACGUCUUCGCCUUGCUCGGCAACAGACUCCCCUAUUUAGCGGCUUUGUGGGCAGCCGCUUCGAUGCGGGAAGCAGAGACAUUGCUCGCUCAUAUAUGUGCAGGUUUUCAGCUUCCUUUGGUUACCAUGCACCGGAAGUUGGGAAGCGCCAAAAACAUGACGCGCGAACAUCACCGGGCAUACUUGGAGACCUUAAACGUGGAGUCACUGCUGCAGAACACGCGCGCUACCAUGAACUGGUACGCUGCAAAAAGCCCGGUUUUCAGCUACCACUGGUUGGUGGAAUGGUUGAAAGUGCUGCGCAUUUUGUUCCCGAGCAAUGCCGGGUACGUCGUAAUUAGCGGACGCACUGAAUUCGAACCGAGAAUCCAGCUGGAUUACGGCGCCGUGCUGACAGCGGAUCCCCAUCCCAAAGUGGUGCUGAUCGUCAAAGGAUCCUUGUGCGGUUGGCCUGGCUACCUGAGGACGGGUGAGCACCAGCAGGAGUGGGACCUGUUUAUUCUGUCCAAGAAAAUGCGCGACCAGGGAGUGGCGUGUUUCCCUGAACGCAUGUUUUGGCUGUGCUUUCGUGGGGUGCACGGUGGUGUUGGAUGGCAGGAGGGAGAGGCGUUUCCCCAGCGCCUCUGGCCUGGUCACUAUGACCUUUACCACGAUGUGCGCAGGGUGGAUUCGGUUAGAGUGCUGUGUAGCUUUGUCCAGCUGAUUGUGGAUAGAAUGAUGCAGUUAGACGAGCGCGUAUUGCGUAGUUUACCCUGUAUUGUACGGUCUAAGCCAAGCUCUUCGGUUCUUUCGAUGUAGACUUCAUGUUUAGAAUUUUUGGAGGUUGUAUUCUUAAUACCCGUUUUGUAUUCUUAGUAACCAGUUUGCUUAUUUAUUUUUGAUACAAGUACUGCUUUGUGAAACUCACAAAUAAGAAGGAAAAGAUGCCAUUUGACGAGA